AAAAUAAAAUCUCCCAAUCAAUUAACCCAAAUAAUCUUUCUCUUUCUAUGAUGAAAGAUUAGAGAGAGAGAAGCUCUCUCUUUCUUUUGCCUCACAUAUAAAUAUAUAGUCUCUCUCUAGAUUAUGUUCCUUAUACAUGGAUUGAUUGAGAGCAUUAUUAUUAUUAUUAUUUUUUAUAAACAAACAACACAAGUGUGUGAAAGCGAGAAGAACAAACAUGUCUCUAUCUCGCACGUGCUCACACUGCGGCAACAACGGCCACAACUCUCGAACAUGCAACGACGGAGGAGGAGGUGAUGGUGGUGGCGGUGGAGGAGAAAACAGCAUCAUGAUUUUCGGUGUUAGACUCACUGCAGGAACCACCACCACAGCCGCCGCCAACACCACCACCACCACCACCACCCACAAUAAUCCUUUCAGAAAAAGUGCCAGCAUGACAAAUCUCUCUCAAUAUCAACAACAGCCUCCUCAAGAUUCAACAUCCGCCGAUGCCGGUUAUGUCUCCGAUGAUGUUGUUCAUGCUUCCGGCCGAUCCCGUGAACGCAAACGAGGUGUUCCUUGGACGGAGGAAGAACACAAGUUGUUCUUGUUGGGGUUGCAACAGGUUGGUAAAGGUGAUUGGAGAGGAAUUUCUAGAAACUUUGUCAAAACUCGCACACCAACUCAGGUUGCAAGUCAUGCUCAGAAAUAUUUCCUCCGCCGUCAUAACCAAAACCGCCGCCGCCGGAGAUCUAGUCUCUUUGAUAUCACCACUGAUACGGUGAUGGAAUCUUCAACUAUGAUGAAAGAUGAACAAUUUCAACAAGAAACUGUGGUGCCUCUACCACCACCUACCCCCACUGCAUAUCCAUCCUCCCACUAUGGCGGCAUCCCCGGGACCCCUUUCCCGAUUGGUCUUGGUCCGGUAGCAUUGCCGGUGAUGAGUGGUGAAAUUGCAGCCAAGCCAAUUAGACCAACACCAAUGUUGCCUCCUUCUUCUAAGAUGGCUAAUUUGAACUUGAAAGACAAGGCAUCUUCUGCUUCUUCUUCCAUUGAGCCUUUCCCAUUGUCAUUGAAUUUGCAUUCUUCGCCUCCGUCGAACGAUCAUUCACCAGAAACUAGCGGCCAUUCGUCGCCAUCGGCUUCGUCAUCGGCUUUUAAUUCUAUGUCUGCAGGCAAUUAUAGUGGUGGGGGUGGGGAUAGCAUUAUCAGUGUUGCCUGAAAAUAUAGUUUGGUUAAGUUUUGAUCACUUGGGUUUGUAAAUUGAGGCAAAGUUGGAAAUAUACCCAAGGGGGAAAAAAAAGAAAUAAAGAAAUAUUAUUUAAUUAAGUAGAGAGGAUAAUAUAAUAUAAGUAGGAGGGACUAGGAAUAAUAUAAUAAUAAUAUGAUAUGAUUAUGAUGAUUAAGAAUUUGGGAAAAAAAAAAGGAGAAGAUAAUGUUAGAUUAUGUAGGUGAUUAGCCAAAUUAAUUGGUGGUUUUUGGUGUACAUGUUUGGAUUAAUGGAUAGAUUAUUAGAAUGAGAAAGAGAAAAUGGGUUUGGCAUAUUCUAUUCUAUUGUAUGGCUGUUGAGGGAUUCUUCUUGUUUCUAUUUGUCUGAGGGAGUGUGACCUUGUUGAAGUGAUUGGGCAGUGGGUACUCUUUGGUCUCUUAUUGGUCUGUUUCUUGCAACUUGCUAUAUUAAUUUUUAGAUAUUAGUUUGGACAAAAA
Trifolium pratense (red clover) is the source of this 1686-nucleotide messenger RNA. Its product is annotated as transcription factor MYB1R1. The record is from RefSeq and is a predicted model, not a curated record. Gene Ontology annotation, molecular function: DNA binding; zinc ion binding. The transcript is spliced from 3 exons. Gene Ontology annotation, biological process: response to gibberellin; response to ethylene; response to auxin. The coding region runs from base 218 to 1201 and encodes 327 amino acids. NCBI's taxonomy places the organism in Eukaryota, Viridiplantae, Streptophyta, Magnoliopsida, Fabales, Fabaceae.